Molecule: messenger RNA, 1500 nt
Organism: Nanorana parkeri
Lineage: Eukaryota; Metazoa; Chordata; Amphibia; Anura; Dicroglossidae
Product: cytochrome P450 2J6-like
Exons: 10
Coding region: 1-1500 (499 amino acids)
Biological process (GO): arachidonate metabolic process; xenobiotic metabolic process
Cellular component (GO): cytoplasm; intracellular membrane-bounded organelle
Molecular function (GO): iron ion binding; oxidoreductase activity, acting on paired donors, with incorporation or reduction of molecular oxygen, reduced flavin or flavoprotein as one donor, and incorporation of one atom of oxygen; heme binding
Source: RefSeq, a predicted model, not a curated record
AUGAACAACCUCUCCUUCUCCCAGUCUAUGUGGACUAUCUCUGAAUUAUUUUUUCUAUUUGUGGGGUCUCUGUUGAUAAUCAACUAUUUGAGAGUCCUAUGGAAUUCCAGAAGUCUCCCUCCUGGGCCAUUUCCAUUGCCUUUUGUAGGAAACUUGUGGAGACUGAAAUUUCAGCUUCAUCCAGCAACACUAACACAACUCUCUAAGCUCUAUGGGAAGAUCUAUACUGUGUGGCUUGGCGAUUCUCCCCUUGUGGUCCUGAAUGGCUGGAGAGCAGUGAAAGAUGGUAUUGUCUCUCAUUCUGAGGAGCUGUCUGGACGCCCUGUAGCCAGCUAUCUAAAGGAUCUUCUAGGUGGAGGAGGCAUUUUGAUGUCCAAUGGACAUGUGUGGAAACAACAGAGACGCUUUGGACUGAUGACUCUGAGAAAUUUGGGACUUGGGAAGCGUGGACUAGAGUCACGGAUACAAGAUGAAGCUCAGUACAUAGUAGAGUCUUUUAGGGCCUACAAAGGAGCCCCAUUUGAUCCCUUUAAUAUUAUUACUGCUACUGUUGCAAAUGUAAUAGCUGCUGUGGUUUUUGGACAUCGUUUCUCUAUUGAUGAUGCAACAUAUCAAGAACUGAUCAAAAGCAAUCAUGGUCUUUUGGAAGGUGGAGCCUCGCCUUGGGCAAAGAUGUAUGAUAUUCUUCCUUGGCUAAUGAAACAUGUGCCAGGUCCACAUCAGACUGCUUUUACAAAAAUUAAAUUUCUGAGACAGUUCACGAAGAAAGAGAUUCGGACCCAUAAGGAGAAUGGAUUGCUGGAGGAGCCUCAAGAUGUCAUUGACUAUUAUCUGGACCAGAUUGAAAAAAGAAAAACAGAGGUAGACUCUACAUUUGAUGAGAAAAAUCUGAUUUCAAUGGUCAUAGAUCUUUUUCUUGCUGGAACAGAAACUACAACCACCACCCUGCAAUGGGCUCUGCUUUACAUGGUGGCUUAUCCUCAUAUACAACAGAACAUACAUGAAGAACUUGAUGCUGUUCUUGAUGGAUCCAAAGUAGUUUGCUAUGAAGACCGCAAGAGGCUUCCAUACACCAACGCUGUAAUCCAUGAGGUCCAGCGGUUUGCCAACAUUGCAGCAGUAGGCAUUCCACGGACAUGUGUUAAAGAAGUUAAGGUCUAUGCAUUCUCUCUAAAGAAGGAUACAAUGGUGCUGGCCAAUUUGGACUCUGUGCUUUUUGAUCCCCAGUGCUGGAAGACACCUGAUCAAUUCAACCCAAAUAAUUUCUUGGAUGAAAAAGGGGACUUUUUAAUUAAUGAAGCUUUUUUACCUUUCUCUGGAGGUGCCCGGGUAUGUCUUGGAGAGCAGCUUGCCCGCUAUGAGCUAUUUAUCUUCUUCACCACUCUCAUGAGAUCAUACCAAUUUCAUCUCCCAGAAGGCGUAACGGAGGCCAACACAAAAUAUAUCUACAAUCUCACCCUGCAGCCUCACCCUUACCAAGUCUGUGCUAUUCCUCGUUAG